AUGCUGCGUGGCUCUGCCCUGCGUUGGGGCACACUCGUGAAAAUUGGGCGAGGCUCGGGGAAUGUAACGGAGUCCGCCAGCAACGCCCUGCUCGAGUCCCUCCAAUCCCACGGCUACUGUUACAUCCAACACCCGUACAUUCAAAAGUCCAUUCUCGAGCAGCUCCAUCGCGACUGUCGGAUCUUUUUCGAGCAGUACAUCCUCCGUCUGCAGGAGGACCCCAUCGCGAGCUGCAACCUUCGACGGGGCAAUCGCCACAACUACAACUGCACUCCGCUCUCGGAGUACGAGCUCGAGAGCAUCCGAACGCCGUACGGGUUUCGAGGAUACUACCGAUACGUCGGCGCGAGCGGGUUGGACGACGCGAUCGACUGCUUUUCCGUCGGCCGGGAGGAUAUCGCGGAUCCGGCGGAGCUCCGACGGGCGUACUACGUCGAGAGUGGCUGGGAGGAGCAUGAGUACCUUCCCAUGAUCAGCCGCCGCAACCCAUGGGAUAUCCUGCUGAACCAUGUGAACGACACCGCGGGAAAUCCGAACGCUGCGAACCUCAACAACAACUUCAUGUCCGACUUUAAGGAUAUGCUCGGAGCCUUUUACGAGCUCUGCUCGGCCGUCAGCCUGGAUGUGCUGCGGCAUAUCAGCUGUGGGUUAGGGAUUCGGCCGUCCAUCCCGACCGGUGGGAUCGAUCCCAAUCAGGAUUACGACCUCGAAUACUUCACCCCUUUCCACGCCAAGCGGGAUUGCGACCUCCAGGCGAAGUACUACCCCCGCCUCGGGCAGGCCGCGCGGGUUCGACAGGGGGUGGCGAUCCAAAACCCCCAAUCGACGGCGAACCCAGGCGGGGUGAAGGUGCUCCGCCGAAAAGGCGCCCGAACCCAACCGUUAGUGGCGGGAAAUGGAGAGGAAGAAGGGGAGAAGGAGGGCGCGGCCGUCGUCUCACGGCUGGAUCCUCAUAAAGACCUCAGCACGAUCACCCUCCUCGCGCAGGACUCCAUGGGGGGGUUGGAGGUCUGGGAUGACACGAAGGACGGCUUCGUGGCCGUUCCUGUUCUCGAAGAUGCGCUGCUCGUCAACGCGGGGGUUUUCCUCGAGCGGUGGUCGGGUGGCCUCAUCGAGGCGACCCCGCAUCGCGUGCAGAACGUCGCGAAAGGGCGUGGGCGUUGCAGCAUCGUCUUCUUCGCGAUGCCGGAUCACGACGCCCGGAUCGAGCCGCUCCUCCAACAAGAUGAGAACCCCGCAACCGACGCGCAGGAUCAAUUUCUCGCCGGUGAUCUCAUGCCGACACACUGA
Phytomonas sp. EM1 is the source of this 1290-nucleotide messenger RNA. Lineage: Eukaryota; Euglenozoa; Kinetoplastea; Trypanosomatida; Trypanosomatidae. The record is from the annotation of a GenBank genome assembly.